CUUAUAAAUAGUCGCUUUUGUGGGGCGGCCGGUGGCGAGGACCGGCAGGGCACGCACUGGCCCCGGCGCCCACCCACAUCCUCCCCCAGAGUGCUGACUCGGCUCCCGGGACCCCAGCAGGAUGGAAGAGAAGCUGAAGAAAACCAAGAUCAUCUUUGUGGUGGGUGGGCCUGGCUCGGGGAAGGGCACCCAGUGUGAGAAGAUUGUGCAGAAGUACGGCUACACCCACCUCUCCACCGGGGACCUCCUGCGGGCCGAGGUCGGGUCGGGCUCAGCCAGGGGCAAAAUGCUGUCGGAAAUCAUGGAGAAGGGGCAGCUGGUGCCACUGGAGACGGUGUUGGACAUGCUCCGCGACGCCAUGGUGGCCAAAGUAGAUACUUCCAAAGGCUUCCUGAUUGACGGCUACCCACGGGAGGUGCAGCAGGGCGAGGAGUUUGAGCGGCGGAUUGGACAGCCCACACUGCUGCUGUAUGUGGACGCAGGCCCCGAGACCAUGACCCGGCGGCUCCUGAAGCGUGGAGAGACCAGCGGGCGUGUGGAUGACAAUGAGGAGACCAUCAAGAAGCGGCUGGACACCUACUACAAGGCCACAGAGCCUGUCAUCGCCUUCUAUGAGAAACGGGGCAUUGUUCGCAAGGUCAAUGCUGAAGGCUCCGUGGACAGUGUCUUCUCCCAGGUCUGCACCCACCUGGACGCCCUGAAGUAGCAAUGCUGGAGCCCCUUCUCCAGCUCAAAGCCCUGCCCCACCCCUGUCCUGACUCGAGGCCGCCCUGGCCUGAGCCCAGCGCCUCCACCCUGCCUGGCUGAGCACAGACAGAGGAAGCCACUUUAUCCUGUUUUCAUGGACAGCCGAGCACUAAAGGAAUUUCCAAGGACACUUGAUUUUACUCCUUUUCUUUGCUUCCCUUGGAGUUGAUUCAUGUGAUCAUGCCCACCCAGCCUGAGUCCCAGCCCUCACCCUCCUGUUCCUCUUGGGGCCCCUCAGCCCACUGCAGCUAGCUGCUAGCUCUGGUGGGACACCCAGGGUCCUUCCUCACACAGGGCAUGCCCAAGCCAGGCAGGGUCCUUGCUCUUGGGGUCUCUUGCUCAGGCAGAGCAGGGCCCCCGCCUGGACUCCUCUGUCUUCUUGCUGUGCGGCCUUGGCCCUGAUCCCUCAUCACUCUGUGUUUUCUGUGCCUAACCCUCACUGGGCCUGGGCUGCACAGGCAGGGAGGUCAUGGGCCCUGUGGGGUUGCCAGGGCAGUGGGGCAGCACUCACUAGCCAGCCAAGUGGGAGGUGACUUGGCUUCCUUGGUACGAGAAGCUCUGAGGGUCUGAAAAGGACAUCACCAUUGAAUGGGUGGAGGGGGGGUCGUGGCAUUGAGAGUGAACAGGGGGGCAUAGUCAGGGGUGCCUUCCUGAAGAGGUGAGACCUGGAGCACCUUCCCCCAUGUGGUCCUGGACAGGUCACAGCCUGCCCAGUCUAAGCCAUUUCCAAUUCUAAAAUAGGCUCAGUGCCCCCCGCCCCAGCCCCCAAGGCUAGGAUGAGAACACGCCAAGCAAGUUGUCAGUUACCAUGGCCACGGGAGUCAGAGACCAGAGCAGCCCAGCCAGUGUGUGCAGGCCUGAGAUGUCUUGGGGAUGCCCCGGAACCGCCCUGGGGAGAACCACCUUUCCUGUUCUGUUCUCUCUCACUCUUUGACCUUGUCACGGAGAAAGACUCAAUUUGGUGCUCACGUGUCCUUAACACUGUUUUGGCGCUAGCUGGGCUCCCUUUAAAGCCAAGAGAGCUGUCAGCAGGGCCACCCCUGCCUGGAUUGAAAUCCUGCUGUUGGGGGUUGACCAUGUUCUCGUUGUGUGUCCCCUUCUCUUUAUGGCAAGGGGGGCUGGUUUUCCAUUCACAUUGGUUAUGCAAAGUUUCUUUUAAAAUAAAUGUAUUUAAGUUAUAAAA
This is a messenger RNA of Galeopterus variegatus (Sunda flying lemur), 1930 nucleotides long. It is a transcript of the gene AK1, whose product is annotated as adenylate kinase 1. NCBI's taxonomy places the organism in Eukaryota, Metazoa, Chordata, Mammalia, Dermoptera, Cynocephalidae. Gene Ontology annotation, cellular component: cytoplasm; cytosol. The coding region runs from base 122 to 706 and encodes 194 amino acids. Gene Ontology annotation, biological process: nucleoside triphosphate biosynthetic process; ATP metabolic process. Gene Ontology annotation, molecular function: nucleoside diphosphate kinase activity; ATP binding; AMP kinase activity. The transcript is spliced from 7 exons. The record is from RefSeq and is a predicted model, not a curated record.